ACGAAGAAGAGUGACAGAAAAGAUGGCGGCGUGCGGUCGCGUCGUCCCGCAGGUGUUGCGCCGUUUGUCCUCGUCCGUGUGGCCCGUGUGUGGCCAGGUCCAGGUGUGCCUGCAGAGGGCGCCUGUGAGGCUCCACCCAGCUCCAGCUCAGUUCCAGUCCUCGGUUCGGUUCCUGUGUUCCCCAGCGUCCCUGCAGGACGAGGCUGCGGCCCCUGUCGACGAGGCUGAGGCCCCCGUCACCGAGUCCCGCUACAAGGACGCCCCCUGGACCUACCUGGAGAGUGCAGAGUACGUGGAGAGGUACGCCAGUGACCCGGUGUGGACGGGCUACAGGAGGAACCACAAAGGAGGAAUCCCCCCCCAGAAGACCCGCAGGACCUGCAUCAGAGGAACCAAGGUCUGUGGGAACCCCUGUCCGGUGUGCCGGGACCCCAACCUCUUCAUCCACCCUCAGAACGUGAAGUUGUUGGAGCAGUUCAUCAGCCCCCACACUGGGACGCUGUACGACCCCACCCGCACAGGUGUGUGCAUGAAGCAGCAGAAGAACCUGGACAAGGCCAUCAACACGGCCCGAGAUCAAGGGUUACUGCCCUUCCGGAUCCCAUAUGUGGACUUUUCUGGAGAGGACUACUCCAACUCCCAUGAUGCUGUUGGGCGCACCGCUCCUCCCCCCUCCCUCCAGUCAGGGGAAAACUGGUACCACUGGUAUGGGGAGAUAACGCCUGAUGAAGGCGAGCUGGCUAAGGUCAAGAAGAUGUACAAGGCGUAUUUAAAGUGACGAUGUGUGAGGCCACAAUAAAGAUGAUGAAGAAACCA
This is a messenger RNA of Cololabis saira (Pacific saury), 816 nucleotides long. RefSeq names its product mitochondrial ribosomal protein S18B (gene mrps18b). The transcript is spliced from 7 exons. The record is from RefSeq and is a predicted model, not a curated record. Gene Ontology annotation, cellular component: ribosome; mitochondrion. Lineage: Eukaryota; Metazoa; Chordata; Actinopteri; Beloniformes; Belonidae. Gene Ontology annotation, biological process: mitochondrial translation. Gene Ontology annotation, molecular function: structural constituent of ribosome. Bases 23 to 778 code for a protein of 251 amino acids.